Babesia microti strain RI is the source of this 3681-nucleotide messenger RNA. RefSeq lists its product as hypothetical. Lineage: Eukaryota; Apicomplexa; Aconoidasida; Piroplasmida; Babesiidae. The coding region runs from base 1 to 3681 and encodes 1226 amino acids. The transcript has a single exon. The record is from RefSeq and is a predicted model, not a curated record.
AUGAGUUUGAUGUGUGGGUGUGAUUCCAUUUGUGCAACACCCGAGGAUGUGGACAAAAUUAUGUACUUUUCAGAUUGUAUCUUUUCUAAGAAUAUAAAUGAAGGCAUUAGGAUGUAUCUAUCUAAAUUAUAUAUUCAAUUACACUCAGACAAAUCUAAAGUAAGCGAUGAGGGGCUCAAGUUGUUCAACAUUUUCUGCCAAAUAACAGUUAAGAUUGACGCAAUUUCCGCCAAGCAUGACGUUGAAAAUGAUUGCGAUAACAUCCCACAUGGGAUAGACACUUCUAAUGACGAAUGCAAUGAUAUAUUUGAAAUAAAAUGUAAUUUCCAAAUACCAAAUGACGUGCUAAUGAACAAGGAGACCAAACGUGAGUUGGCCGAGGACGAUCUUUCCGCCCUUUCUGGAUUUUAUCAAUCAAAUUACGCAAAAGUACACAUCACAUUUGAUAUAUUUACCACAUCGGUAACAUCUAAUUUCAAGGACCUAAUACUACUGUUCAAUUCACUUAUAAUGAACGGUAGGUUUGACGUUGUGGAAAUUUUUAUUACAGAAUUUCACAGAGCAAACGAGCACUCUAUUUGUAAAACUAUUAGCGACAAUUGGUUGGCACUGGUAAAUUCUUUUAUUCCAACAGCUAACACACAACAUAUCACCUACUGUAUCAAAUUUCUAUGCUCAACAGUUAAAUCAUGCAAUAAAGCACGCAUUUGUUUUUGUAAAUUCGUAAAAUGGGCUAUAGUGCGAUCUUGGGCCUUGAUUCGUGCCACAGGCGCUGGGUUUUCAAUAGUUCUGCUAUUUAUCAAGGAAAUGAUUGCACUUGUCGUCUCUCAACAAAUAAUUGAUAGUUGCGAAGAAAAAAAUUGUACAUUUGAUUAUGCCCACGGAAAAUUAGAAUCCAUAGCCGAAUUUAUCAAGCAAUAUAUAUAUUACAUAACCAAAGCUGGUGGGUAUAUCGAUAUAUUUGAAUACAUGGAGACACAAACAUGUACAAUUAUACAUAGAGUACUUAAGAGCGGUUACACUAGCUGUAGUAGAGAUCCAUUUGGGUGUAAAAACUGCGAGAAUGGAUUCAUUUAUGAGGCAGGAAGGUGUAAUAUCUGUUUUGACUGCGCCCAUACUGGUUUACGUACUAUUCACACCUUGCUGGAAUCAUUCUUAUCCUCCAAAGGAAUGGCUAGUUCUUUCGAGAUUGACAGCAAUAUUAGUAAAUAUUCACCCAUGUGGAUAUGCAUAAAUACCCAAAAUAUGGGAUCUUUGGUGACAUUUUCAAAGGGUUUUAACUGCGAUGCCAAAAUGAUAUUUUCAGAGCUUUUAUGCUUGGGAGAUGAUGUACCUUUUAUGUGCGAUUUAAUACUCGUGAUAUUAACAUACAGCCUGGACUGUGAAGAUGUUUAUAAUCUAGUUCUCAAGAUUGAAUCAAUUUACCAAAAGUUGCUGGUGAAGAGACACUCCAAUUGGCUACAGAAGGUUAUCCAUAUUCUGGAACUCAAGGGCGACAUUUCUCACAGAAAGUGUCUAUGCAAAGAGGUUAAAAAGGUUAUUGAAAGGCUUUCUAGAGACUGCGAUAUAUCACUCUUUCUUGCAAAUAAUUUGGAUAUGGAUGCAAAUUUAUGUAUUUCGGACAUAAGGAACAGCACACAAUUGGACGGAUUGUACAAGUUUGUGACAACGAUUGUCGCGAACAUUAAUUACUCGGGGCAUGAAAACGUAUCAAAUUUUAUCAAAAUAUUUUCCUCCAAAAUGGCAGUAUAUUCAAAUAUUGAAUAUACUUCACUUAUAACAUUAUUCAUAUUAUCUAUGCAUAUGGAUCAGGACUUUAAACCUGUCUAUACUUUGCUAGUGUUUGAACUUUGUGAAAAUUCCAAGUUUAUCGCAGAUUUUUUUUACUACAUUACUAAUCCCGGUAUAUUCGUAUUUAAAGAAGAUGUCAGAUCCAUUUCCGGUGCACCUAGCGAAUCACAAAAGUUUACAUUUUUCAAGUACCUGCUUGAUAACGUCAAUGAUUGUGAUCCAAGGAAUGCAAUAACCUGGACUUUAGACUUAAAAUCAUUGAAUGAAAAAACAAUUAACUAUAUUAGGCUGCAACACAGUCUGCUAUCAUCCCUAACAUCAAUAUGUGGGUGGAUGAGCUUUGAAAAGUACCCACACGUGCAUUAUUUGCUUAACAGGAUAACAGGGCUAAUUGAAGUGUAUGAUUUAGGUAAGAUUAGUGGGUUUGGGGAUACAGAAUGCCCCUGCAAGUUUGACUUCCCCGCCGAUAUAGAGGGUCUGUCACUUGAGGCACUGGUGGCGCUGAUAACUACUAUGCCUUAUUCACCCACAAUAGAUGGAAUACUUUGCAGGUUAGGCAUUGAUGAGCAGUGUUGUAAGGAUGUAAAAGGUCAAAUGCUAUCUGUAUCCAACGAUAUUGAGUAUUCUGUAAUGGACGACGAGACACCAGAGCACGUGAGCAGGUGCUUGGAAUUUUCGGGGGUGAAUCUGAAUAAUUUGGGCAGCACUGGCGAACCUAGUGUGGCGUUGAAAUUGGCUGAGAAAAUGUGGUUUCAAUGUGAGGUUAUUAGUGAGGAUUGUAUUUGGUGGGUUACCGGCGAGCCUGUGGAUUACAGUUUUAUCUGUGACGACAACCAAGUACUAAGUGAACUAAAGUGUACAAUUCAAGACUCGUUCACGUGUCACACCUAUCGCAACUUGUUUGACUCGGUGUUAAAUCCCAAAUCGCAUACUAAAAAUAUGGAUUGUUAUGAUAGAAAGUGUAUAAGAUUUUUGAGAGUUUGGUCUUACGAUCCCGAAUGGGCGUUCCUAACGUUGGUAAGCUCUAAGGACUGGAAAUAUGUCUUGAGGAAGCUGAUUAAAUAUAAGCCCUUUGUUGAAAAUCAACUGGGGGCGCUUUCUCAAUUUUUUUCGCUCUGUGAAAAGCACUUGAGUUUUGACGAUAUUAGGCAGUUGAAAAACGCCUUUGAUUUUUCUAAAAUUUUGCUUUCCAUCGAUGGCAAUUUGACUAGAAUCGUCAGUGAUGCCAAUUAUAGAAAAGAUAUUCUGAAUUCAAUGCCACUAGAUUUUAUACAGGCCUUCUAUUCGAGUCUUAUGAACAUUCACUACCCCUGUAACGAUACACAAAGUGAAGAUUUAUCGUGUGGAGAAAUCAACAAAUUUAUCGAUAUUAUUUACAAACAGAAUGAUUUGGGCGUGAAAAAUGGCAUGAUUUAUGAAUUGAGCCUUGAGUGCGCACAGGUUAUGCUCGACAACUUGAACUUGGAGCAGGUUUCGAACCCACUAGUUCGAAUGAGACUGCUUCUACACCCGGACAAGCUUAUCGUCAAGCUGGUGAAGUUGAAUAGAAAGUUGACACGUGGAAGCAACUUUAGAUUUUUAUGGUUCACCCUACGCAAGCUGCUGGCCCAGGCUCUCGAACUCUAUUCUACAAGCGUUGAUAUACACGGCUGCGAAUCUAUUCCGUACCUACACUUUUUACAGGCGCUGUUAUACAUUAUGCCUGAGUUUGACCUAUACCUGUUGCACAAGGCGAGUAUUGCAAGUGGUAGCAACAGAUGGGAUCCAGUCAAGCAGCACUUGGCUAUUGUUGCUAACAGGGUGUCAGUGUGUGCCAUAAAAUCGCUAUUGGAAAUAACUGACGAUAGUGUUAAAAAGCUGUUGGUUUGGUUGAAGUUGCCAAGUAUAUGA